This is a messenger RNA of Mandrillus leucophaeus (drill), 1027 nucleotides long. RefSeq names its product UDP-glucuronosyltransferase 1-3-like. The record is from RefSeq and is a predicted model, not a curated record. Lineage: Eukaryota; Metazoa; Chordata; Mammalia; Primates; Cercopithecidae. Gene Ontology annotation, molecular function: UDP-glycosyltransferase activity.
GGCUUCUGCUGAAAUGGCCGCAGGACUCCAGGUUCCCCUGACGCGAUUGGCCAGAGGACUGCUGCUCCUCCUCAGUGUCCAGCCCUGGGCUGAGAGUGGAAAGGUGCUGGUGGUGCCCAUUGAUGGCAGCCACUGGCUCAGCAUGCGGGAGGCCGUGCGGGAGCUCCAUGCCAGAGGCCACCAGGCGGUGGUCCUCACUCCGGAGGUGAAAAUGCACGUCAAAGAAGAGAACUUUUUCACCCUGACAACCUAUGCCAUUCCAUGGACCCAGGAUGAAUUUGAUGGUUUUGUGCUGGGCCACACUCAACUGUGCUUUAAAACAGGAUAUUUUCUGAAGAAAUUUUUCAGAAGUAUGGCAAUUUUGAACAAUAUAUCUUUGGUCUUUCAUAGGUCUUGUGUGGAGCUACUGCAUAAUGAGAUAAUGAGGCACCUGAAUGCUACUUCCUUUGAUGUGGUGUUAACAGACCCCGUUAACCUCUGUGGGGUGGUGCUGGCUAAGUACCUGUCGAUUCCUGCUGUGUUUUUUUUGAGGUACAUUCUAUGUGAUUUAGACUUUAAGGGCACACAGUGUCCAAACCCUUCCUCCUAUAUUCCUAGAUUACUAACAACCAAUUCAGACCACAUGACAUUCCUGCAAAGGGUCAAGAACAUGCUCUAUCCUCUGGCCCUGUCCUACAUUUGCCAUGCUGUUUUUGCUCCUUAUGCAAGCCUUGCCUCUGAGCUUUUUCAGAGAGAGGUGUCAGUGGUGGAUCUUCUCAGCCAUGCAUCCGUGUGGCUGUUCCGAGGGGACUUUGUGAUGGACUACCCCAGGCCGAUCAUGCCCAAUGUGGUCUUCAUUGGGGGCAUCAACUGUGCCAACAGGAAGCCACUAUCUCAGUUUUUCAAUUUGAACAUAUUCUCCAGUGUUAACUACAUUGCUCAAAUCUUCACUGUCAUCUCAGUGGAGCAGAACAAAUUGGGAACUGUGGCACAGAUCACUCUUGCUAUGCCCCUUAGAGAAUUCCACAUUAACAAGGCUAAUUUUUGA